Messenger RNA from Gloeophyllum trabeum ATCC 11539, 1789 nucleotides. RefSeq names its product LTV-domain-containing protein. The coding region runs from base 39 to 1676 and encodes 545 amino acids. NCBI's taxonomy places the organism in Eukaryota, Fungi, Basidiomycota, Agaricomycetes, Gloeophyllales, Gloeophyllaceae. Gene Ontology annotation, biological process: ribosomal small subunit export from nucleus; ribosomal small subunit biogenesis. The transcript is spliced from 5 exons. The record is from RefSeq and is a predicted model, not a curated record. Gene Ontology annotation, cellular component: nucleus; cytosol; preribosome, small subunit precursor.
ACUUCGUUCCUGCGCACUGCAGGUCGUAGAAGUCUACCAUGGCCCCUAAGAAAUCGGUAUUCAGGCAGCCUGGGGCGAGGCACUUUCAGCUUGUGCACAGGUCGCAGCGCGAUCCGCUCAUUCACGACCCCGAAGCAAGUCAGCAUGUCCUGAAGCCAUUCGAGCGGGAAAACGUCAAAAAGGGAAAAUCCAGAGCAGAACUCGAAUCCUACCUCUCCCCCUCCGACCUCGCCCAUGACCUCCAGCGCCCCAACAUCGGCGAGGCCGCCCUCUACGGCAUCUACUACGACGACACCGAGUACGACUACAUGCAGCACCUCAAGCAGGCCGGAGUCCAAGAAGAAGGCGUCGAGAGCGUCCUCAUCGAGGCCCCGCAGCCGCCCAAGGCGAAGGGCAAGGGCAAGGUCCCUAUCCAGCUGCGCGACCUCCCCGCGGAGGCGCUGCCCUCGACGUCGGAGCUGCCGAGGAACUAUGAUUCGUUGGCGGCCGUGCCGUCGAGCAUUGCGGGCUUCCAGCCGGACAUGGACCCGCAUUUACGCCAGGCGCUCGAGGCGCUCGAGGACGAUGCUUUUGUGGAUGAAGGGUUGGAGGAUGAUUUCUUCGCGGAACUCGUGGCCGAGGGUGAGCGGGACGAAACAGAGCCAUUCGAGUACGAGUUCAAAGAAGACGGCUUGGAAGAGGGAGAAGAGGUUGGGGAGGCAGAGGAGGAAGACCAGUCAUGGGAAGCCCGGUUCAAGCAAUUCAAGAUCUCGCAAAAACAAGCUGGGCCUCCUACAGAUCCCGCCUCUGAAUUUGAGGACGAGGAAGACAGGGACACUGUCUCCGGACUGCCCCAGAUCGCCGUGAUUGGCGGUAAGCGCAGAAGAAAGAAGACAUCAGAUGCAUCUGGUUACAGUAUGAGCAGCUCCUCGAUGUUCCGCAACGAGCACCUCUCCGUCCUGGACGAACGGUUCGACGCCAUCGAGAGGGAAUACGGCUCCGACGACGACUUCGACGACGCCGCCUCGCACUCCUCCUCCUCGGACGAAGCCCCGCAACUCAUCACCUCCCGCGAAGACUUCGAGUCCAUGCUCGACGAGUUCCUCACCGACUACGAAAUCCUCGGCAACAAAAUGAAACACGUGCUGUCCGGCGACACCGCCGCGGAGAAACUCGACACGCUCCGGCGGGCAAUGGGUCAGGACGACCGCGUCAGAGUGGAGCAAGGAGCGGACGCAGAGGAGGAGGAGCCGCGCGAGUUUACGUGGUUCGCGGAGGAGAAGGAGGACAAGUGGGACUGCGAGACUAUCCUUAGCACAUAUAGUAACCUCGAGAACCACCCCCGGAUGAUCAGCGCUCGGACCAAGUCGGUGCCCAAAAUCCGCCUUGACCCUCGAACAGGACUUCCCUCCGUGCAAGAGAAACCCGAACGCAAAGCUAAACCUCCCAAGGAGGAAGUUGACGACGACUCGGAUCUCACGGAGAACGAGAGAAUAGGCCCUGUCAGAGUCACGGUAGUCAGGACCCGCAACGAAUCCAAGGAAGAGAAAAAAGCCAGGAAACAAGCCGUCAAGGCUGAACGCCGGACUCGCCGCGCAGAGAAGAAAUCCACGAAAGAGGAAUUCUCCAACGAAAUUAAGCAACAGACGAGCCGCAUCGCACAAAAGGGGAAUUCGGCGAGAAUGCGGAAGCUAUGAUAGCGCGUGUUCCAUUAUAGAGUAGCAAUACAUACACUUGGCGAGACUACAAGAGGAUUGAAUGCGACAAUAUAAUACAAGUACUGCAUGGGUAUCAAUAGACAGGAUAUGAU